Effrenium voratum is the source of this 1982-nucleotide messenger RNA. The record is from the annotation of a GenBank genome assembly. Lineage: Eukaryota; Dinophyceae; Suessiales; Symbiodiniaceae.
GCAGGCUCUCUCCAGAGAGAUUCAGCGGCGCUGUGACCUAGAAUCUCGGCUCACAGCCCAAGUGGAGGCAACACUGCGCCAAGCUGCGGAGCGCGCAGCAGGAGCUGUGGAGGAGCAACUCCGAGAAGCCCACCGUCAGACUGCGGAUGAGACAAGGGUUCGGCUUCUGGCCUUGGAGAAGUGUGCGGGCUCCAUGAAGCAGCGCCUGUCUCAAGUGGAGGAUUUUGGGCCAGCUACAGACAAGCCUGCAGGUGAUCGGCAGAUCGCUUGGCUUGAGUCACGCAUAGCCGGGUUGGAGCAACUGUUCAACAGACCCUUGGAGAUGCUCCCCUUAGAGGUAUCGAGGCAGCUUCAACUCAUUCGACGCCAGCUGCUUGAUGAAGCUGCUUCCAGGUGGAAAGACGUGGCUCAGCCGAUGAGAGUUGAAAUAGACGAUGCGCGGCAGCGUGUGGAUGCCCUGGAGCGAUGGUUGCGGGAGGCCUUGGCUCCUGAGCUAGUUCGCGUUCAGCUGGACCUUGCGUCUGAACGACGCUGCAGAGAGAGACUGGAGAAGGAUUCGCGAGUCGCCAACCAAACGGUGCGGGGAGCAGCGCAAAAAGUGGUUCCUGCCGCACCAUCCAGCGACACAACCUGGUCCUUCCAAAACUUGCUGCCAAAGCCCGUGUCAGAUGUUGCUGCUGACAUUACGAAAGCAAAAGAGACGCCGAAUCGGCCAGGCGAGCUACAACAGAGAUUGGAGGCAGAACUCCCAUCUGAUCGUCAACAUCAAGUGACAUUUGCUGGCCGCAAGUCUGACCAGAGCACCCUUCAAAUCACCAACCAAGGAGACCAAGCAGGUCGGACGGAUGCAAGACAAAUUCUCAAUGCACAAGCAGACAACCGGGACCAGCAACGGAAGACAGAGGUACACGAAGCUGCAGCUCGGCUUGAGCCGGGCCAGCGAGAACAAGCAGACUUUCAAGAGAAGCAAAAUGCACAACAAGAUGGUACUCAGAUUGAGCUGGACCGGCACAAACCGAGUCGCAGCUCUCAAGCAGAUGCAGGGCCCCAGCAACAGCAAGUUGUAGAGCGGGGCCAACGAGAACAAGCAGACUUUCAAGAGAAGCAAAGUGCACAACAAGAUGGUACUCAGAUUGAGCUGGACCAGCACAAACCGAGUCGCAGCUCUCAAGCAGAUGCAGGGCCCCAGCAACAGCAAGUUGUAGAGCGGGGCCAACGAGAACAAGCAGACUUUCAAGAGAAGCAAAGUGCACAACAAGAUGGUACUCAGAUUGAGCUGGACCGGCACAAACCGAGUCGCAGCUCUCAAGCAGAUGCAGGGCCCCAGCAACAGCAAGUUGUAGAGCGGGGCCAACGAAAACAAGCAGACUUUCAAGAGAAGCAAAGUGCACAACAAGAUGGUACUCAGAUUGAGCUGGACCGGCACAAACCGAGCCGCAGCUCUCAAGCAGUUGCAGGGCCCCAGCAAAGCGCCACCGGCAUUGACCAGAGCAUAGAAAGAAAGGAUCUGAACGCUGCUACCGCAUUGCAAAGUUCAACUGGAGGUGAGGCCUCACUUGUCGCUCAGUCUGAGCCGUCGGGAAUGCCCCAGUCUGCACCUUCUGAAGACGCACCUCGACAGCGAGCUCUUCUUGGUCGUAUGAGGAGGUCGCUAAAGCAUCGAGCUUCAGGACAAUGAAGGCUAAUGAAGGACAAGAAGCGACAGGAGAUGCACGUGCCCAGCGCCGAGGUGUCGGCACGCUUGCAAGUUGAAGCCGGACGUUGGAGAGCCAAGCUGCGAGGCCAAGCUUCAAGAGUUUGGAAAUGCGCACCGAGCCCUAGCAGAUCAUCCGCUGGACUAGCCCCCUUCGUGCUGCUUGCAGGACGGUCGGCAACUUUGAAGCCAGCGAGCGGCCCGGGCGAGCGGUUCUCUGAGUAGGAUACCAACUCCAAACAAGACAGAUAUUUGCUGGUUGUAAACAUCGUCUCAAAGACUCGCACAG